This is a messenger RNA of Mugil cephalus (flathead mullet), 3333 nucleotides long. Its product is annotated as tyrosine-protein kinase ABL2-like. The transcript has 11 exons. Gene Ontology annotation, cellular component: cytoplasm. Gene Ontology annotation, biological process: protein phosphorylation. NCBI's taxonomy places the organism in Eukaryota, Metazoa, Chordata, Actinopteri, Mugiliformes, Mugilidae. Gene Ontology annotation, molecular function: protein kinase activity; ATP binding. The coding region runs from base 829 to 2832 and encodes 667 amino acids. The record is from RefSeq and is a predicted model, not a curated record.
CACUAAUGAAGUGUGCAUCUGUUCAUGAUUCCUGUCAAAGACUGAGGAACGUCCUGACUUUCCCAGAGCUGAUCUCACCUGUCCCUGCGCAGCGACGUCAGCGCGGCUGUCCUGCUUCAUGAUGUCAGUGGGUCAUUCCUGUCUGGUUGAGUAACACACUGUCCCUCCCUGGCCUCUCCAGUGAGCGUGUGUGUUUUUAGCUGCGGAGUGUGCGAGAGGUGGAUUUGGGUGUCUGUGACAGUCGGGUUUGUUGCUGAUUUACUAUGUCUGACACACUAUAGGCCGGAGCUGUAUGUGUGUGUGUGUGUGUGAGUGCGGCGUAUGGAGAGCUUUAUAUAGCCACAGUUAUCCAGGAAGGAGGAAUGUCCUGGAUGCCAGUGACCAUAUUUGCACAGAGUGUCUGCUACAAGCCGGCAGCAACACACUGACCACAAACCGUAACUUACACACACUCAAACACUCACCUCUCCUUCAUCUGCCCGCUCCCUCCCCCUCUGAGCCGCGCGCUGUAGUUGCACUGGAUCGCCACUACCAGGCAAUGUAACACCUCGCCUGGUGGUGACAGUCGACUUCUCCUGACUCACGGAGAGCAAACUUCUCUCUCUCUUUCCAGCACUUUCUGGUUUCUUCUCCCUAACAAUCCGUUCUGCUGACUGACAACAUCCACUCUGACCCUGUGGAGGAAACUACUCCGCCUCCCCUUCGUCCCUCACUCUCUCUGUGCCGGUCCGUGCACUUGUACACGUUUGGGAUACUGGCUGACCGGGUUCAGGCUUUUGGGCUGCGUGUGUGCAUGUGUGCGUCUGAGAGUGCGUGAGUCAGUAUGCCAUGUCGUCCCCUGGCUCGUCGUUUGUGCAGAUAAAGCAUGAGGACUUGCUCUUCUACGAGAACUGUGGAGGGGGCAGCUUUGGGAGCGUCUACCGAGCCCUCUGGAUAUCGCAGGACAAGGAAGUGGCUGUGAAGAAGCUGCUGAAGAUCGACAAAGAGGCCGAGAUUCUCAGCGUACUGAGUCAUAAGAACAUCAUUCAAUUUUAUGGAGCUGUGCUGGAAUCUCCCAACUAUGGCAUUGUCACAGAAUACGCUAACGGAGGGUCUCUGUACGAGUACCUUUCCAGUGAGCAGAGUGAGGAGAUGGACAUGGAGCAGAUCAUGGCGUGGGCCAUCCAGAUAGCCAAAGGGAUGCAUUACCUCCACGCAGAAGCUCCAGUCAAAGUGAUUCACAGAGACCUCAAGUCACGAAACGUGGUAAUGACAGCAGACAAAGUGCUGAAGAUUUGUGACUUUGGAGCAUCUAAGUUCCUGUCCCACACCACCCACAUGACGGUGGUGGGCACGUUUCCCUGGAUGGCUCCAGAAGUCAUUCAGAGUCUACCUGUGUCGGAGACCUGUGACACCUAUUCCUACGGGGUGGUGCUGUGGGAGAUGCUGACUCGGGAGGUUCCUUUUAAAGGUUUUGAAGGGCUGCAGGUUGCGUGGCUGGUGGUGGAAAAACAAGAGAGGCUGACCAUCCCCACCAGCUGUCCAGCAAGCUUUGCAGAGUUGAUGAGGAAAUGUUGGCAAGCCGACCCUAAGGAGCGUCCCCAGUUUAAGCAGGUGCUGGUAACCCUGGAGACCAUGGCCAACGACAGCAGGCUACCAGACCAGUGCAACUCCUUCCUACACAACAAGGACCAGUGGAGGUGUGAAAUUGAGUCGACCCUUGAGCGCCUCCGGAAGCUGGAGAGGGAGCUUUACUCCAAGGAGAAGGAGCUGGAGGAGAGGGAGCGGAGGCUCAAACUGUGGGAGGAGAGGCUGAUGGAGAGGUCCAACAUGACUCCCAGUCCAACCUCACUACUCAUGGAGCGCUCAAACAUCUCACCGUUCUUCACACCGAUGUCCAUCGGCUCCACCGGCUCUUUCUUCCGCUCACACUCUCAGGACUCCAACAGCGCGGGGGUCAGCAGCGCUGGUGUCAGCUGUCUCCUUCGCACACUCAGCAACGGAGACACAGAGAGGGGGAGCAGCGGAGCGGUGGUGGAGAGAGGGAUGGGCUCGCUCGACGGCGGGAGGCUGCACGCCAUGCUCCGAGGGCUGCACGGGCGCUUCGGAGAGGAGGACGACGAAGAGGAGGGCACCGUGGAGGAGAAAGGCUGGGUGCAGCGGGACAGAGACGACAGUGGGAGUCUGGAGGGGGGACGGGUGCAGGUGAUGCUCAGGAGCUUCCCGGGGGGCGUAGUGGAGAGGGAGGAGAGGACGUGGGAGGAGGGGGACAAGCAGAGAGGGGGGAUGCAAAGGAGCCGGGUGACCACCAUAGUUCGAGGGUUCUCGGGUGGGUUCGGAGAAGCAGAAGGGGAGAGAGAGAAGGAGGCAGGGUGGGAGAUAGAAAAAGUCGGGGACAGGAUGGAGGAGAGAGGGAUAGAGGGGGGGCUCGAAGGAGGGAGACUCCCUUCCAUGCUCAAGGGGAUCCACGGGAGCAUCGGGGGCUUGGGGGACAUGCUGUCUUUAGAUAUGGAUGAGAUUGGGGACAUGGAGGGACUAGGCGACAUGGACAUGAACAUGAACAUGGGUGACCUGGGCGUGAUGAAGGUGGUGGGUCAUGGCGUCAGGAGUGAGGUGGGGGUCAGGGGACGCAGGAGUGACAUGGGAGUUGUAGUCCAGGGAGUCAGGGAGGACCUCAGCCAAAAGAUCAGAGGCGAAGUGGGCGUCGUGGGUCACUCUGGGGUGCAGGUGAGCAUGCGGGCAGCGUCCAAUCAGAACUCUGUGAAGAGCUGCAGCGUGCGACACGGAACCAAGGUCAACAUGGCCACAGCAGCCAUGGACAUGAUGGAGCUCGACUGGUCUGACAGCGACUAGAAAACACAGUAGCAGACGCACACAAACAAAAACACAAAGAGGCCAAACUAGACAGAUUUGGACUUGUUAGCACAGCUACAGUGUGUGCAUUACAACCUCCAGUUGAAAAAGAGCUGGUAUACACACACACAUUUCUUUUUGUUAUUAUUUUUUUUUUUAUUAAAUGGAUGAAUACUACACCCAUGUGUACUGUGAAGUAGGAAGGAGCAAAGAGACAAUAAGUGGUCGUCUCGUCAUGUCGUCAGAAUGACUUCACCUGUGUAACUUAACGCGCUAUUAAAACCGCUGCGUAACAUACUGUAAGAGAAUAACACACUUGAAUGUCGCUCUAAUGAGGCAGCGUUGUCCUUUGUUUUUUCUCCUGCUUAUCUUGUAGUUUGUAGAUUUGAUUUGUUCAAAACCUGCUUUGACUUUAUCAGUUCUAACUGUGAUCUAGUGUGUGAAUUUUUGGCAUUUCUUUCUGUAUAUUUUAUCUUUUUUCAAUAAAAAGGAAAGACAUCC